AUGAAUGGGAAGGCUGUGAUAUACAAGAAGAAUGACAAGAAUAGGGUGAGGUUUGCUUGCAAGCAAGAAGAAUGUAGAUUCAUUGCAUACUGUGCCAAUAUAAAAGGGACUUCAACAUACAGGAUUAAGACACUUAAUCCUGAUCACACAUGUGGAAGAACAUUCAAUAAUAGGGCAGCAACAACUAAGUGGAUUGCAAAGGUCAUUGAGGACAGAAUGAGGAAUUCUAAUGGGAUAAUGCAAGUCAAGGAGAUUAUUCAUGAGAUGAGGACAAGGUACAGUGUUGGUGUCAGUUGGGGGACUGCUUGGAAUGCAAGAAAAAUUGCUAAGGAGGCUGUUGAGGGAGAUGCCCUAAAGCAGUUCACCUUGAUAACAUCUUAUGCAGCUGAGCUCAUGAGGGUGAAUCCUGAAAACACAGCAGCUAUCAUUCUGAGAUAUAUUCCCACCACACUUCAGCCUAGAUUUGGUUGUUUUUAUAUGUGUUUGGAGGGAUGCAAAUCUGCUUUUAAGCUCGCUUGCAGACCAUUUAUUGGGAUUGAUGGAUGUCACCUCAAAACCAAAUAUGGUGGCAUCCUUCUCAUUGAUGUGGGAAGGGACUCAAAUGAUCAAUACUUCCCACUGGCAUUUGCAGUGGUUGAAGCUGAGUGCAAAGAAUCUUGGAGAUGGUUUUUGAACCAUUUGAUGCGGGAUAUUGGGGAUAAUGUGUUUGCUGAGGACUUUCCUGGUAUAGAGCACCGCUAUUGUGUGAGACAUUUGUACGCAAACUUCAAGCAGAAGUUUGGUGGAGGAACUGAGGUUAGAGACCUGCUGAUGUGGGCAUCCAAAGCAACAUAUAAGGAGCUGUGGGAGGAGAAAAUGCAAGAAAUCAAAAAAAUCAAUGAAGCUGCUUACUGGUGGCUGAUGGCAAUCCCUACGAUACAUUGGUGCAGGCAUGCUUUUUCUUAUUUCCCUAAAUGUGAUGUAACCAUGAAUAAUUUGGCUGAGGCUUUCAACUGUACCAUUUUAGUUGCUAGGGACAAACCCCUUAUCACAAUGUUUGAAUGGAUUAGGAAGUAUUUAAUGACCAGAUUUGCUACUUUGAGAGAAAAAAGUAAAAAAUGGAAGGGUAAUGUGAUGCCUAAACCUAGAAAGAGGCUAGAUAGAGAGAUAAAGUAUAGUGGUAAUUGGGUAGCAACUUGGGUUGCUCAAGGUCUAUUCCAAGUUGAGCAUGCUGGUUUUGAAGACCAGUUUAUAGUUGAUAUAGAUAAGCAAUCAUGUACCUGCAACUAUUGGGAAUUAAAUGGAAUUCCCUGUAGACAUGUUGUGGCUUGCUUCAAUGAUAAGGGUCUUAAGCCUGAGAAUUAUGUGCAUCAAUAUUACCUUAGAGCAACUUAUGAAAUUUGCUAUGGGCACAUGAUUUCCCCAAUUAAUGGUGAGAAUAAAUGGCCAAAGAUGAGUCAAGAUGACAUCCUUCCUCCUGAGAUUAAAAGAGGGCCAGGAAGGCCCAAAAAAUUAAGGAGAAGGGAACCUGAUGAACCAGAUAAGAAGAAUCCAACCAAAUUGAAAAGAGGAGGUAGUUCUUACACAUGUGGUCUUUGGCUCUAUUACAUCACAAGAUGUGUCUGCUUCUGCUCCAUCAACUCAAGAAGCUCCACCACCUCCACUGCCGCUUCAAGAGCAAAAAAACAAGCUCCACCACCUGCCACUAGAAAAGCCAAAAAACAACCAACACCAUCUCAGCCUGCUGCAGCUGCCAUAGCUACAAAUCAAGCACCACAACCACCUCCAGCAUCUCCAGCUGCAGCUGUCAGAGCUAGACAUCAAGCACCACAACCACCUCCACCAUCUCCAGCUGCAGCUGCUAGGGCAAGACAUGAAGGACAACCUGCUGCUAGAUCUGCAUCACAACCAAAGAAGCCUGCUGCUACUAAGCCCUCCAAGCCUGCUGCUCAGCCCUCAAAGUCUGCUGCUCAGCCCUCAAAGCCUGCUGCACAACCCAAGAAACCUGUUGCUGCUGCUCCUAAUCAAAGGGGAAAAAAGAGAGGGGCAGACAAUGAGAUUUUUCAUUGGAUUCCAGGAGACCAAGGAAAGAAGAGAGUUAUCAAAAGGAGAAGAUGGAUCUGA
Lotus japonicus is the source of this 2103-nucleotide messenger RNA. RefSeq lists its product as uncharacterized. The transcript is spliced from 3 exons. The coding region runs from base 1 to 2103 and encodes 700 amino acids. Gene Ontology annotation, molecular function: zinc ion binding. NCBI's taxonomy places the organism in Eukaryota, Viridiplantae, Streptophyta, Magnoliopsida, Fabales, Fabaceae. The record is from RefSeq and is a predicted model, not a curated record.